Manduca sexta (tobacco hornworm) is the source of this 941-nucleotide messenger RNA. Its product is annotated as transmembrane protein 147. The transcript has 4 exons. Lineage: Eukaryota; Metazoa; Arthropoda; Insecta; Lepidoptera; Sphingidae. The coding region runs from base 130 to 819 and encodes 229 amino acids. The record is from RefSeq and is a predicted model, not a curated record.
UCUAUACCAUUUGACAUACGAUUGACAAAGUGCAAAUGCAAACUGAGUGUCUAGGAAACUUUUCAAUUUUGUUUUAAUGAAAAAAUAAUUGAAUGAUAGUGCAAUAAAUUUAACUUAAUACCACCCAAGAUGACUCUGUAUCAUUUUGGCAAUUGUUUGGCUUUGGUGUACGCCCCGUAUCAUAUGGCGUACAAAUACUCUGGCAUAUCUGAGUAUGCGACGUUUUCAAAAUGCGUUUAUGCGGGUGGUCUAUACAUUUUCACUCAGCUGUGCAAAAUGUUACUUCUAGCCACUUUCUUUCCUGAUUCAGAUAGCAGUCAUAUAACUGGAGAAUACAAUGUUGUUUUGGAGCUACUGAAAGCAACCGUAGAUUUGGCAGACUUGGUUGGUCUUUACUUUGCACUCAACUCGGUUCCAGGCAAAGGACAUGCAAAAAUCUUCACAGCCGCCAUUGGGUGGGCCAGUGCUGAAGUUGUGGUAACACGAAGUGUACUCCUGUGGGUUGGGGCUCGAGGCUCAGAAUUCGAUUGGCGUUACGUUCGUGCCUGCGCUGAGUCUAACGUAGCUUUGCUCGAACAUGCCGCCACUGCAGCCCUCGUCUGGCUCUGGACUCGGAGUGAUCUACCCCGAAAGCACUCCCCCAUGGUCGUAACGCUGCUUGCGCUGACACCAUACAGAGCAUUGAUGGAGGAAGCAAUUGGAGCAGUCCUCCACCUCAGUGCAUGGGCUUUGCUGGCUGUAAGAGCAAUACACGCUUUUGCAGUGGGGCUCACAGCAUUAGCAAUGUAUGCCGUAUUGGCACAACAAAUAGGAAUAUAACUGUGUAUUUUGCCAGUGUUUGCAUUUACUUUAUAUUUAUUUGUUAUUAGUAAUUUAUACAACUGUGUGAAUGUUAUUAAUGUGGUUACUUUCCAACAAUAUACUGUACUGUAAACAAUCGA